AGUGACACAUUUGCUAAUGGUCUGUAUGUUUGAGAGGGUUUAAUGGCAGAGCUCUUUGCUUUGAAAACUAUUCAAAAUGAUGAAUGAGGAAGCAGCUCAGAAGAGUGAUGGUGGAGAGAAGUAUAAUGGCAGUAAUCAGAGGAAGAAAAGACCCAAGAAGUCUGACAGCAAUGCAAGCUUCCUCAGAGCUGCCCGAGCUGGCAAUCUGGAUAAAGUGGUGGAAUACCUAAAGGGAGGAAUAGACAUCAAUACAUGUAAUCAGAAUGGACUCAAUGCUCUGCACCUGGCUGCCAAAGAAGGCCACGUCGGCUUGGUUCAGGAAUUGCUGGAAAGAGGCUCUGCAGUGGACUCAGCUACUAAGAAAGGCAAUACUGCACUGCACAUUGCAUCCUUGGCUGGACAGGCUGAAGUUGUCAAAGUUCUAGUUAAGGAAAAAGCAAAUAUUAAUGCACAAUCGCAGAAUGGCUUCACUCCUUUGUACAUGGCAGCUCAAGAAAACCACAUUGAAGUGGUGAAAUAUCUUCUUGAAAAUGGAGCCAACCAGAGCACUGCUACUGAGGAUGGCUUCACUCCCCUCGCGGUUGCGCUGCAGCAAGGGCACAAUCAGGCAGUGGCUAUCCUCCUGGAGAAUGACACCAAGGGUAAAGUACGGUUGCCCGCACUGCACAUUGCUGCCCGGAAAGAUGACACUAAAUCAGCCGCACUUCUGCUCCAGAAUGAUCACAAUGCUGAUGUUCAGUCCAAGAUGAUGGUGAAUAGGACAACCGAGAGCGGCUUCACGCCUUUGCACAUAGCAGCACACUAUGGAAAUGUUAAUGUGGCAACACUUCUACUCAACCGAGGAGCUGUUGUGGAUUUCACAGCAAGGAAUGGAAUCACCCCACUGCAUGUGGCUUCCAAAAGGGGCAACACAAACAUGGUGAAGCUCUUGUUGGACCGUGGAGGGCAGAUCGAUGCCAAAACCAGGGAUGGUCUGACUCCACUGCAUUGCGCUGCACGAAGUGGACACGAUCAGGUCGUAGAGCUCCUCCUGGAACGAGGUGCCCCACUGCUUGCAAGGACCAAGAAUGGGCUCUCCCCGCUUCACAUGGCUGCCCAGGGUGAUCACGUGGAGUGCGUCAAACAUCUGCUCCAGCACAAAGCUCCUGUUGAUGAUGUCACAUUAGAUUACCUGACUUCCCUCCACGUUGCUGCACACUGUGGUCACUAUCGUGUCACCAAGCUCCUGCUGGACAAGAGAGCAAAUCCGAAUGCUCGUGCUCUGAAUGGUUUUACUCCACUGCACAUCGCUUGCAAGAAAAAUCGCAUUAAAGUCAUGGAACUGCUGGUGAAAUAUGGGGCUUCAAUCCAAGCUAUAACUGAGUCGGGCCUCACACCAAUACAUGUGGCUGCAUUUAUGGGCCAUUUGAACAUAGUUCUCCUUCUGCUGCAGAAUGGAGCCUCUCCGGAUGUCACUAACAUUCGAGGAGAGACUGCGUUGCACAUGGCAGCUCGAGCAGGACAAGUGGAAGUGGUUCGCUGCCUCCUAAGAAACGGUGCUUUGGUUGAUGCCCGUGCAAGGGAGGAACAGACUCCACUGCAUAUUGCCUCCCGCCUGGGUAAAACAGAAAUUGUACAGCUCCUGUUGCAACAUAUGGCUCACCCAGAUGCUGCCACCACUAAUGGUUAUACACCACUGCACAUCUCAGCUCGAGAAGGUCAACUGGACGUAGCAUCAGUUCUGUUGGAGGCGGGUGCUGCAAGCUCUUUGGCUACCAAGAAGGGCUUCACACCACUGCAUGUGGCAGCCAAAUAUGGAAGCCUGGAUGUAGCAAAACUCCUGUUGCAGCGCCGUGCGUCCCCUGAUUCAUCUGGAAAGAAUGGUCUCACCCCCCUCCAUGUUGCCGCUCAUUAUGACAACCAGAAGGUGGCGCUACUGUUGCUGGAGAAAGGUUCCUCUCCCCAUGCUACUGCCAAGAAUGGAUACACUCCUCUGCACAUCGCCGCUAAGAAGAAUCAGAUGCAGAUAGCCACGACUCUGCUAGAUUAUGGAGCAGAGACGAAUAUUUUGACCAAACAAGCAGUGACUCCACUUCACCUGGCCUCUCAGGAAGGUCAUGCAGACAUGGCGAACUUGCUUCUGGAAAAAGGAGCCAACAUUCAUGUGGCCACAAAGAGUGGACUUACAUCUUUACAUUUAGCUGCUCAAGAAGAUAAAGUGAAUGUAGCGGAUAUGCUGAUCAAACAUGGAGCAAACAAAGAUGCGCAGACUAAGCUAGGUUAUACUCCACUGAUUGUAGCUUGUCACUAUGGGAACAUCAAGAUGGUGAACUUUCUCCUAAAGCAGGGAGCGAACGUCAAUGCUAAGACAAAGAAUGGGUACACUCCUCUGCACCAAGCUGCUCAACAAGGUCAUACACACAUCAUCAACGUUCUUCUCCAACAUGGGGCCAAACCAAAUGCCAUCACUGCUAAUGGCAACACUGCCUUAGCGAUUGCUAGGCGUCUGGGAUACAUCUCAGUGGUCGAUACACUAAAGGUUGUAACUGAGGAAGUCAUUACCACCACAACGACUGUAACUGAGAAACACAAGCUCAAUGUACCUGAGACUAUGACUGAAGUUUUGGAUGUCUCUGAUGAGGAAGGUGAUGACACUAUGACAGGAGAUGGGGGAGAAUACCUUAGACCAGAAGACCUGAAAGAACUAGGUGAUGACUCUUUGCCCAGCAGCCAGUUCUUAGAUGGUAUGAACUAUUUGAGAUACAGCCUGGAAGGAGGCCGAUCUGACAGUCUGCGAUCCUUCAGUUCAGACAGGUCCCAUACCCUGAGCCACACCUCCUACAUGAGGGACAGCACCAUGAUUGAUGACACGGUUGUCAUCCCCAGCCACCAGGUAUCCACACUGGCUAAAGAAGGUGAGAGGACUUCGUAUCGCUUAAGCUGGAGUCCUGACAACCUGGACAAUGUUACUAUUUCUGCUAGCCCUAUUCAUUCUGGCCACUCCUCUCCAUGUUUUGACCAUGACAACAGCAGUUUUUUGGUCAGUUUCAUGGUGGAUGCUCGAGGUGGAGCUAUGCGGGGUUGCAGACACAACGGGCUUCGAAUCAUUAUCCCCCCUCGGAAAUGCACCGCUCCAACACGAGUCACCUGCAGGCUGGUCAAACGCCACAGACUGGCCACGAUGCCCCCUAUGGUUGAAGGAGAAGGUCUGGCCAGCCGUCUGAUUGAAGUAGGACCCUCCGGCGCUCAGUUCCUUGGUAAACUUCACCUGCCUACGGCUCCUCCCCCACUUAAUGAGGGAGAAAGUUUGGUCAGCCGAAUCCUUCAGCUGGGGCCUCCUGGGACCAAAUUUCUUGGGCCUGUGAUUGUCGAGAUCCCUCACUUUGCGGCUCUACGUGGGAAAGAAAGGGAACUGGUGAUCCUACGCAGUGAGAAUGGAGACAACUGGAAGGAACAUUUCUGUGAAUUUACAGAGGAUGAGCUGAAUGAAAUCCUAAAUGGGAUGGAUGAAGUCCUUGACACUCCUGAAGAGCUGGAGAAGAAACGCAUUUGCCGUAUCAUCACUCGGGACUUCCCACAAUACUUUGCAGUGGUAUCCCGUAUCAAGCAAGACAGUAACCUCAUUGGACCCGAGGGAGGUGUUCUGAGCAGUACAGUAGUACCUCAGGUCCAGGCUGUCUUUCCAGAAGGAGCACUAACUAAGCGUAUUCGCGUGGGUCUGCAGGCCCAACCUAUGCACAAUGAACUUAUAAGGAAGAUUUUAGGCAACAAAGCUACGUUCAGCCCUAUAGUUACAUUGGAACCCAGGAGAAGAAAAUUCCAUAAGCCAAUAACAAUGACUAUUCCAGUCCCAAAAGCUUCCAGUGAUGUAAUGAUUAAUGGGUAUGGGGGUGAAACGCCCACACUAAGACUACUGUGCAGUAUAACAGGCGGAACAACACCUGCUCAGUGGGAAGACAUUACAGGAACAACGCCAUUAACAUUUGUCAAUGAAUGUGUUUCCUUCACCACAAAUGUAUCUGCCAGGUUUUGGUUGAUAGACUGUAGACAGAUACAAGAAUCUGUUACAUUUGCUUCCCAAGUGUACAGAGAGAUUAUAUGCGUACCCUACAUGGCCAAAUUUGUAGUGUUUGCCAAAUCGCAUGAUCCCAUAGAAGCACGAUUAAGAUGUUUCUGCAUGACGGAUGAUAAGGUGGAUAAAACACUCGAACAACAAGAAAACUUUGCUGAAGUUGCUCGAAGCAGGGAUGUAGAGGUGCUAGAAGGAAAGCCCAUCUAUGUGGACUGCUUUGGAAAUCUAGUACCAUUAACAAAGAGUGGCCAGCAUCACAUAUUCAGUUUUUAUGCCUUCAAAGAAAAUAGGCUUCCACUGUUCGUCAAGGUUCGGGACACAACUCAAGAAUCCUGUGGACGCCUGUCAUUUAUGAAAGAACCUAAAUCUUCCAGAGGCCUCGUGCAUCAAGCCAUCUGCAAUCUGAACAUCACGUUACCAGUUUACACAAAGGAAUCAGAAUCAGAUCAAGAACAGGAAGAAGAGAUUGGUACAACAUCAGAAAAACAUCAACAAGAUGAUCAAGAGAGAACAGAGGAAAGACUAGCACAUAUUGCUGAUCAUCUUGGAUUCAGCUGGACAGAACUAGCAAGAGAACUGGAUUUCACAGAAGAACAAAUUCAUCAGAUCCGAAUUGAGAAUCCGAAUUCACUGCAGGACCAGAGUCAUGCACUGUUGAAAUAUUGGUUGGAAAGGGAUGGGAAACACGCUACUGAUUCAAGUCUUACAGAAUGUCUUACAAAAAUUAACCGCAUGGAUAUUGUUCAUCUAAUGGAGAGUAACGUGGAAACUUCCCGGGACCACGGUCGCACCUAUGCAGAAAUUGAACAGACAAUAGGACUGGAUCACAGUGAAGGGUUUUCUGCACUCCAUGAAGAUCUGUAUAGCACAAAAGAUAAAAAAGAAGAGGAGUGCUCUCUUUCUAAAGAUAGUGAGCAUUCUGAUCAGCCUCCUCUUGUGUCUGAAGAAGACCUUUCUGUUAGCUAUUCAUCCUUGCAUGAAGGCACACCCAGGGCUGAAGCAGAAAUAUCCAUUACAGAACUCCUACGACAAGCACACAAAGGUCGGAUAGAAGCUAAAUUCUCAGGGAAACCUCAUGAGCUGCCAGAAGAUGCAUCCGCUACGCAGGAAUACUUCGUUACAACGUCUGGCCAAGAUCAGACACAAGCAUCAAUGGGUGGAAGAGCAGCAAGCGUUGCCAGUGAAAAGUCUGAAUGCUCUACUGCAGGGUCUGAGGAACAUGAAAGGCCAUACCUUCAUACUCCUACAUCUAGUGAUAGGACUGAUUCCCCCAUUGUGCAGGAACCGGAGGAUCAUCACUUCCAUCAGGAAGAUCCAUAUCCUAGAAAAACUAGCCUGGUGAUUGUGGAAUCAACUGAUGAACACUCAGAAAGAUAUGAAGAAUUACUGGAAAAGGAGGUAGCAGAGGAAUUAGGUGAGCUGGAGGCCAGCUCAGAUGAGGAAGAGAUGGUAACAACCAGGGUCGUCCGUCGCCGGGUGAUUAUUCAGGCUGAUGAUAUGCCCGAAAUGCCACCAGAAGCUGUAACAGAAGAGCAAUAUACAGAUGAACAUGGUCAUAUUGUAGUGAAAAAGGUCACUAGAAAAAUCAUAAGGCGAUUCGUUUUACCAGAUGGCACAGAAAAGGAGGAAGUUGUCAUGCAAGGAGCACCCCAGGAGCCUGUGACAGUGGAAGAGGGAGAUGGAUACUCCAAAGUCAUAAAACGGGUUGUGCUGAAAAGUGACAGCGAGCAAUCCGAGGUGACUUUUUCUGAGCCGAGUGUUCUGUCUAGCACCUCAGAAUUUCAGUCUGAGCCAGUGGAAGGCCGGAAAGUCAGCAAAGUUGUGAAGACCACAUUAGUGCACGGCGAAAGACUGGAGAAGCACCACGGAGACUCUAGCUUAGCUGCUGAUCUUCCCUCAGCCAAAGAUGACUUUGAAGCGGACAACAAUGAGUAAAGCCAGUACACAGAAGAGGACUGUGGUUAAGGACCAGUUUGGAAAACGGAUUCAUGUGGAAGUGCUGGAGGAUGUUCCAGAAGCCCUCCCCCCGGAUGACCUUCAGCAUGACCUUCAGCAACUGCUAAAACA
Messenger RNA from Euleptes europaea (tarantolino), 6118 nucleotides. It is a transcript of the gene ANK2, whose product is annotated as ankyrin 2. Gene Ontology annotation, biological process: protein localization to T-tubule; regulation of cardiac muscle contraction; signal transduction. The record is from RefSeq and is a predicted model, not a curated record. The transcript is spliced from 48 exons. NCBI's taxonomy places the organism in Eukaryota, Metazoa, Chordata, Lepidosauria, Squamata, Sphaerodactylidae. Gene Ontology annotation, molecular function: protein binding. The coding region runs from base 77 to 5986 and encodes 1969 amino acids. Gene Ontology annotation, cellular component: T-tubule.